UACCAGUAACCAAGGGCACCUUCUACUUAAAGAUUCAUAAUGUAUAAAUGAAUGAAGUAUUCAUCCCCACUGCAAAUGUAUAAUCUUCAUUUUAAAGCUAUUAAAUAUUUAUACACUUACAAUACUGUUGAUGCAGGGCUAUGUUAAAAGACUGAGAACAGCAAGUGAAAAGCUUCAACAGAGUAGUAGAAAAGCUGUAGCAGGUUUAUUUUAAAAAAAAAAAAAAAAAAAAAGAAAAAACUUUUUGGGAUGUUUGUUCAAGGAUCAGUGUAGUGUCUCUUCAGCAUCCCUUAACUGUAUGCAUAAUCUCUGGUGGUUUAAAGCAUAUACUUGAUUGGUUUGUGAGGCCUUAAACAGCUUAUAAUGGAACUAAUGGCUGUUUGUCAUCCUUGGAGAUCUAAAUUUCCUGGUUGUAUUUACUGCAGUCAAUGCAAAAGGAAUGCACCAAGUGUUAGGCAGAGCUCAAUACUUAGAGGAGGGGCCUCUGCUUCACAGUAGAAAGAGGAUACAGAAGAAAAGAGAGAAAGAAAAGAUCUGAGCAAAUUACUGAAAAAAAUCAUUUGUGCUUUUAGAUGGAGAAAUGGAAAACUCGUUGGAUGGUUUAGAAAAAGCAUCAUUAGCAAACACUGAUGUGGUUCUACCAGGAUCCCAAACACCCCCUCUCAAAAGGAAAGGCAAACUUUCUUCAUUAGGUAAAAUUUUUAAGCCUUGGAAGUGGCGAAAGAAGAAAACCAGUGAGAAGUUCCAGCAAACCUCAGCAGUUUUAGAGCGAAAAAUAUCAAUGAGGCAAAGUCGAGAAGAACUAAUUAGAAGAGGUGUUCUGAAGGAUAUCUCUGAUCAAGAUGGAGAUGUGACUGUAAAUUCAGAAACAUCAAAUGGACAUACAGUACCUAUCAGUAUAGAGCCUGUUAUGGAAGAAGUUCAAGCAGAUAUAGAGAAGCAGAAGGAUCUGUCAGCAGAAAACAAAGACCAUUUACCUGGAGAAACAGGGGAGAAGCCAGAACGAAUUGAAAACAGGCAUCUCCAGAAGGUUCAUCCUGCUCGUGCUCGGGAUACCACAGUUAAAAAAUCUCAAAUGCCUUUAAAAACUCAAAGCGGAGCAUCUGCUGCUAAUUUCAAGAAGGAAGAGCCCCCAGUCAAAAAAACACCCAAAACCACUGCCAAACAACCACCUACGGCAGGGUCUAAACAAAGUUCUCGAAACACUAAUAAUACAAAUGUAAAACAGUCUCAUACUAAAAAGGCUGCAGCUUCAAAGACAGUGGCACAGUCAUCUUCACCAUCCCCUUCUGGGUCCUCAACGCCAAAAUCAAAAGCCAGUAGUACGAAUAAAACCUCUUCCUUGGGAAUCAGUAAAGCUAAUAAAAAACCUGAUAAACAAUUGGACAACUUGAAAGGACGAACAGCAAAUACUCCAAAGACUGUCCCAUCUGCAAGUCCAGGCUGUGAUGAUACGGAGGUAUUGAAAAGUAAGAAAGAGCCUAAAGGAUCUGAAACUUCUUGCAUUGAUUUACCUGGUGAACAUCUGGCAUCCCAACAGCCUUCAUCUUCUGAUUUACCAGAUAGUAACUCCAUUGUAUCAUUUUUAGAAGAGGCAGGGGAUUCACCUGAAACACCAAUAUUGUCUGAAAAUAAAACUUCAGAGAUAUCUGAUCCUGGUUCAAAUUCAACAAAUGACCACAUUGAUCAGGAGCAAAAUAAACAAGUGAAGACUGAUGAAGAUGAAGCUAUUGUCCUUCCUACUGCUGAAGAAGAUGUAACAUGUUGUACAAAAAAAGAAAAUGAAGACAGUGUUUCCUGUAAAUUCCAAGUCUUAAUACCAGACACCCCUGAUGUUUCUGUGAUUCCUGAUGAUGAUAAUAAGGAAAACCAAAUCAGUGAUUCAGAUUCAGAUGGCCCAGUACUUUACAGGGAUGAGGAUGAGGAGGAAGAUGAUGAUGAAGAUGAAUCAACAUCAAAUUCUCUUGCAAGUAAAAUACGAAGAAGGGAUACGCUUGCCAUAAAACUGGGUAACAGGCCAAGCAAAAAAGAACUUGAGGAGAAGAAUAUUCUUCCAAGGACUUCAGAAGAGGAGAGACAAGAAAUUAGACAGCAAAUAGGGUGCAAGUUGGUUAGGCGGUUGAGUCAAAGGCCAACAACUGAAGAGCUGGAACAAAGAAACAUACUGAAACAAAAAAAUGAAGAGGAGGAGCAAGAAGCUAAACAAGAAAUCAAAAGAAGACUUUCCAGAAAGCUUAGUGUAAGACCCACAGUUGCAGAGCUGGUGGCACGUCGUAUUCUCCGGUUUAAUGAGUAUGUGGAAGUAACUGAUGCCAAGGAUUAUGACCGGAGAGCAGAUAAGCCAUGGACAAGACUAACACCAGCUGAUAAGGCUGCCAUUAGAAAAGAACUGAAUGAGUUCAAGAGUAAUGAAAUGGAAGUUCAUAAAGACAGUGUGCAGUUCACAAGGUAUCAUCGCCCUUGAAUCUAUGGACUGGCACCUAAGGCAGACAACACUGGAUGCUCUCUACUAUACUGCACCUGAGCCAACUGACCACUGAAACAUAUGACAUCAUGAGAAGCCAUUAAGUUCAGAUUUAUUCAUUCAGUUUCUAGAAAUAAUAUUCCAAUACACACAAAUGAUAAACAUUACAUCUUGUACUGAGAUCAAGUCAUAGUAAUUAAUACAGUACAUGUAUAGUAAGUACAGUUGCACGGUCAUGGCACUAAUUGUGAUUACUGUAAGAGUGUGGAUGGUGGUAUUAACACUUACCUGAUUAUUUAAAGAGAUUGAACUAAUUAAACAAAAAAGAUGAGAAGUAGUCUACUUGUAAUAUUUAUUAUGUCUCACAUCUCAGUACAUAUUAUCGUUAUAGUUUACAUAACAUUUUAUCCUUAAUAUGUCCAGGAUCCCCAUGACCCUGCUCUGGAUAAGCAGAUUUGGAAAAUGGAUGAUUACAUAAAAAAAUAAGUAAAAAUCAGAAUUUAAAAAGCUUUCCAUGGUGUCCCCAUGUGUUUUCUAGAUGGCUAAAAAUGAAGACUAUACUACCUGUAGAUGGUUAACUCAUCCAGCAUUUUACUUAUCAUUGCUUCAGUGUCUUCUCAGUCAACAUCAGAUGAAGUUAAGUGAGAGAGGAUGUUGUUCACUAAAUUUUUAAAACAUGUACUCGCCAGUGGAGUGUAAAGUAUAUGUCUCUUAUUUUUAAUUUUACAUUUGAAAAAAAAAAAAAGUUGUUUUUUUGUUUUGUUUUUUUUUUUUUGCCAGUUGAAACAGUAGCAGUAUUAGCACUUGUUUAUUCAUAAGAGCAUGUAAAAGGUUGAUAUCCACUAACUGGGUUGUUCUAAAGCUGCCGUUACUUGUCUGUACCUUUACAGUGACUUGCAUGAUACACUAAGUGCUGUAUCUGUAUGCAAACUAUCUUACUAGCAAUAACAGAUGAUACUUGAAUUACUUUGAUUUACAAUAUUGAAAUGUUUAUUUGAAAAGACAUUAUUUUAAUAUACAUUGCUGUUCAUGUUUCUGUCUGAAAUAUUUUAGGCUGACAAAGAUAAUAAUAAUAGUGAAAUAUGGUAUUUAUGCUCUGAAUAUUUUGUGAAAAAUUAUUUUACAAAUAGGUUUUACAUCUUGAAAACCAUACAAAGAAAGAGAGUAACUUUACAGGGCUACCUUUUAUAUAAGAAUACGAGGGAGAAAGAGAUUUAAGUUGAAUCAUGUUACCUGCUAUUUACAUUAUAUCAAGGGGCACUUUUGUGGACAAAAUAAUGAAAAAGAUUUCUUGAAUUUAGUACAGCAUUUUACAUUAUGUUCAAUCUUUCAAAUUCGGCAGUAUAAAUUUUAUUGAAGAUGUGCCAAGUCAUUUUAUUUUUUAAUUGAGAAAAGUGGCAACAUUUACAAACCAAAUAUACUUCUUACAUAGGUUAAAUUAUGUUUCCAAGUAAACAUAAUAAAUGUAAGUUGUAAACAUUAAUUUUUCAUAUUUUCUAUGCCCAAUCCUUAAUUGAGGCUCUACCUCAGCCAAAAUAAAAAAAAAACAUCUUGGUGGAAGUGAGAAAACACAAAUAUAAGAAAAUAUAUAUCUAUGGGAAUAUGUUACAUACAGUAUGCUUUAUAUUAAUGUAAAAUUACAGUUAUCAUCAGCCUAUGGCUACCUCAACACUACUAUGUUUUUGCUUAAAAAGAUGCAGAGGGAAAUUUCUGAACUUGGUCUUCAGAGCCAUAUAUCUCUGAAAAGAGUGACGCAGCAUUGCAGCAUAGACAGACGGAAAUGGAGACUUAAAAACCGAGUCUCUUACCAGGCUUUGAUUUGUUUCUGAUUAUUAUGUAGCCCAACCUGUACGAGAUCUUGCUCAUUACAACAUCUCAUUCUCUGAUUGGUCUUCCUUCAUGGAAGAAAAAACACAUUCCCACAUGGCAGAAAUAAAAUAUUUGUUUUCUAUGGAGCUUGUUGCAUUGCUUACCUGUAUGCAUCUAAAUUGUGUUUUGUACAUUUUAAUUGCUGCAUACAUGCACAAAAGUCAAAUAAUUUAUUACUCGCUACAGUUUUUGCAAUAAAUCCCCUCGUAGGCAGCAUUAUCACCCCUUUACCCCUUGCCCAGUGUAGACAAACAUCUAUGCCAUAUACUUUUUUGGUCGUUUUAGUGUGGAUGUGGACUUGAUAUGAGAAAAUGCUAGUGCAGAUGGAGAUUGCUUUUGCUCAAAAGUGACAUUUUUAAAUGAAAAUUUAGUAGUUUGGAUGUAGCCUAUGAUCUUACACUGUUGAAAUAUGAUAGAUAGAUAGAUAGAUAGAUAGAUAGAUAGAUAGAUAGAUAGAUAGAUAGAUAGAUAGAUAGAUAGAUAGAUAGAUAGAUAGAUAGAUAGAUAGAUACUUUAUUAAUCCCAAGGGGAAAUCACAUACUCCAGAAGCACCUUACUGAUAUAAAAAAUAUUAAAUUCCAUCCAUCCAUCCAUUUUCCAACCCGAUGAAUCCGAACACAGGGUCACAGGGGUCUGCUGGAGCCAAUCCCAGCCAACACAGGGCACAAGGUAGGAACCAAUCCCGGGCAGGGUGCCAACCCACCGCAGGACACACACAAACACACCCACACACUAGGGCCAAUUUAGAAUCACCAAUCCACCUAACCUGCAUGUCUUUGGACAGUGGGAGGAAACCGGAGCACCCGGAGGAAACCCACGCAGACAUGGGGAGAACAUGCAAACUCCACGCAGGGAGGACCCGGGAAGCGAACCCGGGUCUCCUAACUGCGAGGCAGCAGUGCUACCACUGCGCCACCGUGCCGCCCUAAUAUUAAAUUAAAGAUUGAUAAUAAUGCAGGUAAAAACAGACAAUAACUUUAUAUAAUGUUAACAUUUACCCCCCGGGUGGAAUUGAAGAGUCGCAUAGUUUGGGGGAGGAACGAUCUUAUCAGUCUGUCAGUGGAGCAGGUCAGUGACAGUAGUCUGUCGCUGAAGCUGCUCUUCUGUCUGGAGAUGACACUGUUUAGUGGAUGCAGUGGAUUUUCCAUAAUUGAUAGGAGCCUGCUGAGCGCCCAUCACUCUGCCACAGAUGUCAAACUGUCCAGCUCCAUGCCAACAAUACAGCCUGCCUUCUUCACCAGUUUGUCCAGGCGUGAGGCAUCUUUCUUCUUAAUGCUGCCUCCCCAGCACACCACCGCGUAGAAGAGGGCGCUCUCCACAACCAUCUGAUAGAACAUCUGCAGCAUCUUAUUGCAGAUGUUGAAGGACGCCAGCCUUCUAAGGAAGUAUAAUCGGCUCUGUCCUUUCUUACACAGAGCAUCUGUAUUGGCAGUCCAGUCUAAUUUAUCAUCCAGCUGCACUCCCAGGUAUUUAUAGGUCUGCACACAGUCACCUCUGAUGAUCACGGGGUCCAUGAGGGGUCUGGGCCUCCUAAAAUCCACCACCAGCUCCUUGAUUUUGCUGGUGUUCAGGUGUAGGUGGUUUGAGUCGCACCAUUUAACAAAGUCAUUGAUUAGGUCCCUAUACUCCUCCUCUUCCUGCCCACUCCUGAUGCAGCCCACGAUAGCAGUGUCAUCAGCGAACUUUUGCAUGUGGCAGGACUCCGAGUUGUAUUGGAAGUCCGAUGUAUAUAGGCUGAACAGGAUCGGAGAAAGUACAGUCCCUUGUGGCGCUCCUGUGUUGCUGACCACAAUGUCAGACGUGCAGUUCCCAAGACGCACAUACUGAGGUUUGUCUUUAAGGUAGUCCACAAUCCAUGCCACCAGGUAUGAAUCUACUCCCAUCUCUGUCAGCUUGUCCCUAAGGAGCAGAGGUUGGAUUGUGUUGAAGGCGCUAGAGAAGUCUAGAAACAUAAUUCUUACAGCACCACUGCCUCUGUCCAAGUGAGAGAGGGAUCGGUGUAGCAUAUAGAUGAUGGCAUCCUCCGCUCCCACCUUCUCCUGGUAUGCGAACUGCAGAGGGUCGAGGGCGUGUUGAACCUGUGGCCUCAGGUGGUGAAGCAGCAGCCUCUCCAUGGUCUUCAUCACAUGUGAUGUCAGAGCAACAGGCCGGAAGUCAUUCAGCUCACUAGGACGUGAUACCUUUUGGGACUGGGGUGAUGCAAGAUGUUUUCCAAAGCCUCGGGACUCUCCCCUGUUCCAGGCUCAGGUUGAAGAUGCGCUGUAGAAGACCCCCCAGCUCCAAUGCACAGACCUUCAGCAGUUAUGGCGAUACUCCAUCUGGACCCGCUGCUUUGCUGGCACGAAGUCUCCUCAGCUCUCUGCUCACUUGCACUGUUGUAAUUAUGGUUGGGGAUGUCUCUCCUAUGCUGGUAUCAGCAGAAGGAUGUGUGGAGGGUGCAGUACACCGAGGUGAGAGUGAGAGUGGGUUAGGGUGGUCAAACCUGUUAAAGAAGUUGUUCAUUUGGUUUGCUCUCUUCACGUCUCUCUCGAUGGUGGUACCCCGCUUCGAGCUGCAGCCAGUGAUGAUCUUCAUCCCAUCCCACACUUCCUUCAUGCUGUUAUUCUGCAACUUCUGCUCCAGCUUUCUCCUGUACUGCUCCUUCACCGCCCUGAGCUGGACUCGGAAUUCCUUCUGCACGCACUUGAGCUCAUUCUGAUCACCGCCUUUAAAAGCCCUUUUCUUCUGGUUCAAAAGGCCCUUGAUGUCACUUGUAAUCUAUGGCUUGUUGUUAGCAUAGCAGCGUACAGUUCUUACUGGAACUACAAUGUCCAUACAGAAGUUGAUGCAGUCAGUAGUGCAGUCAACAACUUCCUCAAUGUUCUCACUAUGCGAUCCCUGCAGGAUAUUCCAGUCUGUAGUUCCAAAACAUUCUCUCAGAGCCUUCUCUGCCUCCGGGGUCCACUUCCUGAAUGAUCGUGUGGUUGUAGGUAGGACCGUCACUUUUGGUUUGUAGUGAGGCUGAAGCAGAAACAGGUUAUGAUCUGCUUUCCCAAGCGCAGGCAGCGGGGUGGCGCUGUAUGUGUUUUUAACGUUUGCAUACAGUAAAUCAAUAGACUUAUUAUAAACUCUUAUAUAAAUAAGAUAUAGAAGAUAUAAACUCUUCUCAAUGAAAAGACAAAUUACUUCAUUUAAACAGUAUUAAAAUGCUGACCAUAGAAGUAAAUGUUUAAAAACAGCUGAAUUUCAGAUUAGGCCACUUUUCUUGUGUGAUUUAUUAUUUUUAUUAUGUUUUAUGCUCGCAUCACACAACAAUACUAAGCUACAAUAGAAUCAAACAAUUUAGUAUCUUAAAUCAGUAAUAUUAUCGAUUUAGACAGAUAUUUUUUAUAUUUUUUUUUAAAUUAUUCCAUUAAUUGCUUUCAUCAAAAUAAAAAAAACUCAUCGGGAACGUGUACUUUUUGACUGUUUAUGAAGGAAAACUAUUAAUUUUAAGCCAAAUGCAGAGGUAAGAUUACCUGCUUCAAGCCACUUCAUGCACUACAUUCCAACAAGUGUGACCCCACAAACCGAGUCAGGACUUAGACUGUGAAGUAAAUACUACAUAAAGAAAUUUGCUUCAAAGAGGCUUGCAUUAAAUAACAUUAAAAUAGCAAAUUAAUGUAACGUAUACUGCUAGAUCCCCCUGGUUUCUCUUGAAGUAUAAACACACAUCUACAUACACUCCUAGUUGUUCUAAACAUUUCUCUGUGAAAGUUCUUGUUUUGAGUUUGUGCUUAAAGGGAUAGAUUUUGGUCAGUUCUUGAAACUUGCAUUAAUUAUUACCUCUAAGCUUAAAUAAAAACACCUCACUGCCUGCACUUGUUUUAUUAAAUGAAGUGAUGCUACAAAAGAAGAUUGAAAAUGCCAUUUGAGAAAUAAGUUAUAGGUGCUUUGUAACAUGUGGAUAGACACCCAGCUGUAAUGAAUUCUGGGUGUCAUAUUUAUUUUUAGGUUUAUUUCUCAUAUAAUAUCUUUCUGCCACAUUGAAACUCUAUUUAUAGGCUAUAUAUUUACCAGCUGACCAGCAGGUUAAACAUUGUAAAAUAAAUACAUUUUGUAAUUUCUACCUUAGUUAUUGCCUGUAUCUGUUUUAGUGUUUUGGACUAACCAGAAUGCUAUGAUGUAAAACAAAACAUAUAUAUCAAUAUAUAAUCUGCAGUCUUCUGGAAAAGGGCAUCUCAUCUGUUUCUACUUGACAGCAUUUUUAUUCUGUUUAUUUAGAACUGUGCAUCAGACUGUGUAAAUGGUGAAAAGCUCCAAGCUUUCUAUUUUGAAAAUUGAUUUUGAAAAAUAUUAUGAUUUAUUAAGAUAUUGUUAUUAGGCAAUGCAUGUGAGAUUUUUUAAUGUUGCUUGUUAAAUAAUUCUCAACAUUUUCAUCUACACAAUUUCAGUUAAAAGGAAGUUUUAACCUUAUAGCUAUGAAAUCUGAAAUGUUUCCUUUUGGACAUUUUUAUUGUAGCUUGACCCUAAGUCACAUUCAUUUUGUUUGUCUUAUAGUUCUUAAAAAUACAAUAUUCAAUUACUCUCCCUAAACAUAUUUACAGUGUUA
Erpetoichthys calabaricus (reedfish) is the source of this 8903-nucleotide messenger RNA. RefSeq names its product phosphatase and actin regulator 2 (gene phactr2). The transcript is spliced from 13 exons. Gene Ontology annotation, biological process: actin cytoskeleton organization. Bases 581 to 2464 code for a protein of 627 amino acids. The record is from RefSeq and is a predicted model, not a curated record. NCBI's taxonomy places the organism in Eukaryota, Metazoa, Chordata, Cladistia, Polypteriformes, Polypteridae. Gene Ontology annotation, molecular function: actin binding.